CCCUCUGUCCCCCCCCACUCGUGUCGGGGGCGCGGCCGCAGAACCUCGUCCCGCCCGCCCAGGGGCGGGACCCCACGGAGCCCAUCCCCGUGGCACCGGGCACUGAUGACCAUGGCCGGGCGGAUCGCCAAGGAGCUGGAGGAGGCGCGGCGCUGGGAGGGGGCCCGCGACGUGCGGCCGCUGGACGGGAACGUGCGGCGCUGGGGGGGGCUCCUGCUGCCCAACAACCCCCCAUACAACACGGGCGCCUUCCGCUUCGAGCUGACCUUCUCUCCCAACCACCCGCUGGAGCCCCCCUGUGCCACCCUCCGCACCCCCAUCUACCACCCCAGCGUGGACCUGAAGGGCCGCGUCUGCCAGCCCCUCACCAGCGAGGCGCACUGGGAGCCCACCACCCGCGCCAUCCAAGUGCUCCAGGACCUGCUGCUGCAGCUGGACAGCCCCGACCCCCAGCGGGUGCUGCGGCCGAAGGUGGCCAAGGAGCUGCAGGAGCGCCCCGAGGAGUUCCGGCGCCGGGCAGAGGAACACACCCGGCUCCACGCCGAGCCGCGCCCCGACCCCCACGCAUAAAGCAAUAAAUUCCCUCCAUCACC
Taeniopygia guttata (zebra finch) is the source of this 593-nucleotide messenger RNA. It is a transcript of the gene UBE2L6, whose product is annotated as ubiquitin conjugating enzyme E2 L6. Lineage: Eukaryota; Metazoa; Chordata; Aves; Passeriformes; Estrildidae. The record is from RefSeq and is a predicted model, not a curated record.